UUGUUAUUACAGUCAUUGUAAACACAGCACAAGUGUAUUGGCUUUUAAAUUGUCGAUCAAUUGUUUGUAUCAUUCAUUCAAUUGACUGACUAACUGAUCGACGGCUACAAUGAAACACUGGACACGAAAUCAUUGAGUGACCAUUUUGUUGGUGGUGUCGGCUGUUAUUAUUGUCAAUGUUGUCUAUCGGUUGGCCGCCGUUGUUGACGGAAACAAUGGGACAAAUAUUGCGACUAAUGGCCCAACAAUUGCUUUACGGUGACUAUAAUUAUGUCAACUAUAACAGCAACUAUAAUCACCGCAUGAAUGAUAUCAUCGACAACUGCAACGACAACAAUGAUGACAAUUAUAGCAGUGAUGAUAAUCGCCGUAAACGACGCCAAGACGACAGUGAAACUAAUGCUAUACCUGAUCUGUCCGAAUGGCCGCCAGAGUUGAGUCUAACUGUACUGAAGAACCUGAACGCUACCGAUCUAUGUUUGGCCGCCUGUGUCUGGACCGAGUUGGCCACCGAUGAAGUUCUGUGGCAUUCGUUGUCCUGUUCACAAUGGGGUUACGCCUCCAUCUAUUUUAAGCCAAAAGCAGAUAACUUUUCCUACCGUCGGCUGUAUCUACAGUUAGACGAAGGCUCCAUCACAUUCAAUGCCGACUCACAAACUGGAAUCGAGUAUUUCAAUCGUCACGGAUUGGUGGACAACAACACGGCAGAGAUCGCGCAAUUCAUUCACGCGGCCAAACCAUUGGACAAACGACAGGUACGACUGUUUCUCAACUCGAGACCAGACAUAUUGGAUUAUUUGGUCAAUUUGGAGAACUUCGAGAACCAGUUCUUACCGAUUGCGUUGCGCCGUUUCUUCACCGUAUUGCAAGCGCCCAACAAACGUGACCACUAUUUGCAUCUAUUGGUCGACAAAUUUUCGCACCGCUUCUCCCAAUGCAAUCCCGAACUGGGACUCAGCGCCGACACUAUCUAUGUUUUGUGUUUUUCACUGAUCAUGUUGUCGGUAGACCUGUCGAGUCCACACAUCAAAAAUAAAAUGUCUAAACGAGAGUUCAUUAGGAAUGUCCGAAACGCCAUUCAUCGGGUCGAUGACGAACUAUAUGGCCAUCUCUACGAUGAUAUUUAUUUGAAAGGUCACAUCGCUAUCAAUGCCAACAAUUGAAGAUUUUUUUUUGUUUUUGUUUGGUUAGGCAUUGAUUUUUUUUUUAAUUAUUAAAAGGCAAUUGUUUUUUUACUUUGUUUG
Oppia nitens is the source of this 1244-nucleotide messenger RNA. RefSeq names its product F-box only protein 8-like. NCBI's taxonomy places the organism in Eukaryota, Metazoa, Arthropoda, Arachnida, Sarcoptiformes, Oppiidae. Gene Ontology annotation, biological process: regulation of ARF protein signal transduction. Gene Ontology annotation, molecular function: guanyl-nucleotide exchange factor activity; protein binding. The transcript has 3 exons. The record is from RefSeq and is a predicted model, not a curated record. The coding region runs from base 177 to 1163 and encodes 328 amino acids.